This is a messenger RNA of Fimicolochytrium jonesii, 963 nucleotides long. Its product is annotated as SGF29 tudor-like domain-containing protein. NCBI's taxonomy places the organism in Eukaryota, Fungi, Chytridiomycota, Chytridiomycetes, Spizellomycetales, Powellomycetaceae. Gene Ontology annotation, cellular component: SAGA complex. The transcript is spliced from 6 exons. The coding region runs from base 1 to 963 and encodes 320 amino acids. The record is from RefSeq and is a predicted model, not a curated record.
AUGUCCGAAACAAAACGCAAAUCCCGGCACCCCUCCCUCGACACACCCCUCCCUCUCCCCCACGCUCACAGCGGGGCGACCGCAACAUCCAACGAACACGGGCUGUGGAUCCAGCUAUGCCAGGAACUAUGGCGGUUCUCGCGACAGCUGCCGGAGGUCGAUGCAGCGGUGCCGAAGGUGAAUUCGGUGCAUACUAAGAUCAUUCAGAGGCAGGAGAAUGGAAAGGACUUCCACGCAAAAGGCGCCAUGAAGAUCCUCUCCCUCUACGAACGCGCCAACUCCAAAAUUGCGGAACAGACGAACUUCUUAACAACAGCCCUCGACAAGACCGCCAUCCUCCUCCUCCUCCGCGAAAACCACGACGCAACCACACCGACACCGGACUCCACCCACCCCUCGAAAACACGCAAGAAGCGCAAACUGGACGAAAAAGGGCGCGUCGGUGUCGGUGCCGGGUCACCCACGGCCCCCGUGAUUGUGGGGGAGAAGCCGCAUACCGUGUUGCUUAUACCUGGAAACAAAAAAGGUCGUGGCGGUGCGGGAACCACAGACCCCCUCCGCCCAGGCCAACAGGUGAUCGCGCGCCCUACCCAACCCCACGCCACGGAAUGGAUCAUGGGCACCGUCGAGCGAUACAUCCCCGAGCGCGGCCUCUAUCUAUUCACGGACGCGGAGGACGAGGACGGGGCUUUGCAACCCAAGACACCCCUCUACUUCCCACCCCGCGACCUGAUCCCCCUCCCCGCCACCGACACCGAGAUCGCCAAGAAACAGAUCAUCGCAAGGGACAAGCCCGUGCUCGCGUUGUACCCCGGCACGACGUGUUUCUAUCGCGGGAGGGUAAAGAGCGGGCCUACGAAGGCAUCACCGAACGAAUACAAGAUCGUGUUUGAGGACGACCAGAACCAGGAGCGGGCCGUGCCGGCGCGGAUGGUUGUUGAUGCUGUGCUUGCUGGGGAGUGA